Molecule: messenger RNA, 1327 nt
Organism: Zingiber officinale
Lineage: Eukaryota; Viridiplantae; Streptophyta; Magnoliopsida; Zingiberales; Zingiberaceae
Exons: 6
Coding region: 66-1196 (376 amino acids)
Source: RefSeq, a predicted model, not a curated record
GACACGGUUCAUCCCACGGUCUCCCGAGCCAUUUAUUCUGACGGUCGACGGACGAAUUCGCGGCGAUGGCGUUCCGGAGGAAACAAAGCGCGCCGCGAUUGAGGACCUUCGAGGGCUUCCGGCCAUUUAGGGAGCAGUCGUCGUUGCUUUCCGCUAGCUGCGACUCCUCUUCCGCCUCUUCUUCCUAUGUCGUCGCUUCCCGCGACACCGCUGAUCGCCAGACCCAUUCGCAGGAUUCAAAUUCUUAUUACUACACGUCAAUGAAAAAUGAGAAUGAGGCCAAGUAUGGAUUUUGGGGUGUUCUAACUAGACAAACAAAGACUAUGCUUGAAGAUGACAAGACUUCUCAGAAACAUGCAGACCGUAACCACCAGCUCCAUUCACUCAACUCAAGGAAGAAUCAGCUCCAAUCACGAUGGUCAUCUGAUAGUUACCAUGAGAAAGAAAGCCCAACUUCUAGGAACAGAUCAAGGGAGUUUUCUGUGAGGGACAUGGGUGUUCCAACCCAAAGUACCACUGAGAGUGGUUGGACAAUCAUGGGAAAUAAGACAGCUGGUAUGAUCCAAGAAGCAAGUAAGCUGCAAAUAAGAGGAAAAUCUGCAAUCUCUGAUGCACCGGAUCAAUCUACAAAAACAAAUGUCACACUCAGUGAAGCUGACUUUGAGGUCCAACUGAAGGCUUCUCGCGACAUUGCAAAUAAAAUGGCUGCUAAGGUCAAGAUUCUUUUGCAGGAGCUAAAUACUGUCAAGGCAGAUUUAGCUUUUACAAACAAAAGAUGCACUCAGCUUGAAGAAGAGAACAAGAGUUUGCGCGAAAAUCAUAGGAAUGGAGAUUAUCCAGCAGAUGAUGACCUGGUACGUCUCCAGAUGGAAACAUUGUUAGCAGAAAAAUCCAGGCUAGCAAAUGAAAACACCAUUUACACAAGGGAAAACAUGUUCCUAAGGGAGAUUGUUGAAUACCAUCAACUCACCACCCAGGAUAUGGUUUACCUCGACGAAAACAUUGAAGAAGAUAACUCGGAAGCAUUCUCCAUCGACCAAUUUUCGACCUUUCCUUCACCAUCACAUCCAAUUCAUGAAAUGUUACCUACACUCGCACCAAGAAGCCCAUCCCCCUCCGCUUCACUUCAUACUGUUGGAGAGCCUGGGCUUGUGGAUACGGAGUUGAGUUCUUCAUCAGCUGUUGAAGGGAUCUGAUUGCACUUGCCCUGCCAUUUCAUACAAAUUAGAUUUCGAUAAAACAUUUGUCUUACACUUUUUCCCUCCUCUUUUGAACAGCAGAAUGUGCCACCGUUCGUCUUUGCUACGGGGUGCUGCUGAUUGUACUU